AUGGAUGUUAUUUGGCCUAUCGAGCCAAAGCUUCAAAACGGGCACAGAUUUCACUUUUGGUCACCAUUGAUUACUUCACCAUGGGUGAGAGCCGCUCCACUUUCAAAGCAGUCACCAAGAAACAGUGUAGACUUUGUUCAUUCCAACAUCAUCUGUCGUUUUGGUAUCCCAAAAAUCAUUAUCACUGACAAUGCAGCCAAUCUAAAUUGUCAUCUGAUGAAAGAGGUAUGCGAGCAAUUAAAAAUUGUGCAUCGCCACUCUACCCCUUACCAUCCAAAAGCCAAUGGAGUCGCUGAAGCAGCAAACAAAGAACAUAAAGAAGAUUAUCAGGAAGAUGAUCCAAGGUCCAAGCAAUGGCAUGAAAAGUUGCCUUUUGCUCUUUUGGGAUACCGCAACGACUACUUGCAUAUUUUAGGUGCAACUCCUUAUCCGCUGGUAUAUGAACUGAAGCUGUUAAUACCGGAUUGA
Molecule: messenger RNA, 468 nt
Organism: Nicotiana attenuata
Lineage: Eukaryota; Viridiplantae; Streptophyta; Magnoliopsida; Solanales; Solanaceae
Exons: 1
Coding region: 1-468 (155 amino acids)
Biological process (GO): DNA integration
Molecular function (GO): nucleic acid binding
Source: RefSeq, a predicted model, not a curated record